UUACAGGGCGUCGUUCAGCGGAGGGCUACCAUGUGAUGCGGCGGCGCGAUGCCCACUGUGUCCUUGGCGCGUGAGCAUCCGAGUCCCGGCGGCACCCGCACUGAUACCCCCACAGGCCCUCCAGGACGCUCUGACGCUGACGCCCCAGCAGAGAUGAGUCCAGAACAGGAGGCCAGUCCGCCGCCGGCCGCACCAGGUGCUUCGCCGCCGCCCCCACCACCACCUCCCCCCUCUUCCGCGACUCGGUUGGCCUCGACCUCGCCACAUCAGGAGGGUGCCACCUCGGACGUGGAGCAGUUCUCGGGGAAGAUCGUCUAUAACCCGGAUGGCUCCGCCUACAUCAUCGAGGAUUCGGAGAGCGAGGGGGAGGCGCAAACGGGUCUAGGGGGCGGGCAGAUGCCGCCGGCGACGGCCGCCUCGCAGGCGGACGUGCCUGUAGUGCCCGCCCCCUUGCAGGCGGUCUACGUGUCCAGGCUCAUGCAUGGCAAAUCAGGUAUGCGGCAACCAGCUCAUCCAACGGAACUGCCGGCGGUGCACAGCUACCGCGUGGUGGCGCUGCGAGACGCGCGGCCUCCUCGGCCAGCUUCGGUGCCCGUCAAGCCCAUCCUGAUGUGCUUCGUAUGCAAGCUCAGCUUCGGGUUCGCAAGGUCGUUCGCCAACCACGCGCAGGCCGAACAUGGCGUCACGCUGAAGGAGAACGAAAGGGAAGUCCUGGCUGCUGAUUGCUCUGCCAUUUUGCAAUGCGUGGGGGUGGACAAGAGGCCCAUGGUGUCGCUUCUCGAACCGCUCGUGCACGACCCGCAACACCACCACGCAUCCAAUCAAAUAGUUCCUGUUCAUACUGUACAAAAUCGAAACGAAGGUCCGUCGCCUGUCUGCGAGACCCCGCCAUGUUCCUCUUCCCGGACGACACCGGGUAAAUCUCCGUCACCGCCGUUCGCCACGCCACCUGCCUUCAUGACCGGCCCUGCCGGUUUGGCCAACGUGCAUAGCAGAAAUUCAUGUAAAACGCUUAAAUGUCCUAAAUGCAACUGGCACUACAAGUAUCAGGAAACCCUAGAAAUUCAUAUGAAAGAAAAGCACCCAGAAGCUGAAACUAGUUGUAUUUACUGCAUAGCAGGCCAGCCCCAUCCGCGGUUAGCACGAGGCGAAACUUACACGUGUGGGUACAAGCCGUACCGAUGCGAAGUGUGCAACUACUCAACUACCACCAAAGGCAAUCUCAGUAUACACAUGCAAUCCGAUAAACAUUUGAACAACAUGCAGGAAUUACAAAAUGGCGGAGCGCCUAAUCAAGAAACCCGUCAAGCCUCGCCCAAGGCUCCGCCUUUACACCACUCGCCUGUCAGCAGUGGUCACAAACCUAAACCUAGCUUCAGGUGCGACGUGUGCAACUAUGAGACGAACGUCGCCAGGAACUUGAGGAUACACAUGACCUCGGAAAAACACACACAUAACAUGUUGGUGUUACAACAAAAUGUGAAACAUAUGCAAACGUUGUCAGCACUACAUCACCAGCAGCAUCCUCAGCAGCACAUGGAAAGCUUGUAUGGAAUGUACCCUGGACUAGGCGACAAACCUGAAGCUGCUCUGGCUGAUAUGGCAUACAACCAGGCAUUGCUUAUACAAAUGAUGACUGGUGGACAGAUUCCUGGACAUGGAGGUCCCGCGGAUAUGUCUGCGCAUUCCGACCUGGGACUGAAUCCUGAAACGAUGGAACCACCUCCUGAACCUGCGGAUCCAGACCCCGACAAGAUAUUUCAAUGCUGUGUCUGUAAUGUGUUCCAAACUGAUAGCUUAGAAGAGCUAGGUAGGCACUUGGCGCUGGAUCGAACGAGACUGCGGGAACAAGAGAUCCUAGCUGUGGUAGCUGGCCAUUAUGUCUGCAAGCUAUGUACAUACAAAACUAACUUGAAAGCCAACUUCCAACUGCACUGUAAGACUGAUAAACACCUUCAAAGGCUUCAACACGUGAACCACGUAAAAGAAGGCGGCCCUAGGAACGAAUGGAAGCUGAAAUACGCUUCGGCACCUGGAGGCGUUCAAAUCCGCUGCAACGCCUGCGACUACUACACGAACUCCGCGCACAAGCUUCAGCUUCACGCAGCUGCUGGAAGACACGACGCGGGAGUGGCGCUGUUGAGGCACCUGCUAGAGAGAUGCUCCGUAUUGAGUCCGAACCAAGCACGAGUAUUCCAUUGCUCGCUGUGUGGGUUCUCCUCGACAAACCGACUACCUCUGCUGCAACACGUCCGAUCACUAAAACAUCUACAUAUGGAGCAGCUGCAUCAGCUUCAAAGGAGAGCUGAAGGGAAGGAGAAUUCACCGGAGAUCGGGGAAGUUUUUCACGUCGUACCUGCACCUAUCGAUCACCAACAGCAUCAACACCAGCCGCACCAAAUGACGCAAGAACGUCGAGACAGCGUAAACUCGGAGCAAAGCCAACACGACUCAUCGCGAGAUCAUGUCAAGUCGGAGCCUCAUGAGGAGAUGGAGGAUCAACCAAGCACUGAAGCUGGAUCGCAACAACACGUUUGUCCCUUUUGUGAGUACUCUAGCGAAUCCGAAAUGCGAAUCCAAGCGCACGUUUUAGCUCAACAUGGCGCUAAUAAUGCUCCACCACCUCAAGAACAACCACUCCUCCACUGUCCAUUGUGUCAAGACGCGUUCAAGGACAGAUCAAAUUUGGAGCGUCACGUCAUGCAGAUCCAUUCAGUAAAUAGUGAAGGUUUGCAAAGGUUGUUGAUGCUAGUUGAUCAAAGCCAUUGGCUCAAUCAGUCAUCGAGAACCCCAACUCCUAAUACAUCAAUGCAGAUGCAACAGACGGUAUCGCCUACAUCCGUGUCUUCCAAAGAAUCGAAUAAGUUCGAGAAGAGCGAUCCUAGUCAUCCAGACACCGAACCUGACCUUCUAUCACCAACCAGUGAUGACAAUCCCGAAGAGUCUGAACGAUGUGGAACAUGUUUCAAGACAUUUCGGAACAUCGACGAGCUCUGCUACCACCAGAACGAGACUGGACACCUCGAGAUCAAGCAAACACCAAGCGGUCCCGGGUACGUCUGCUGGAAGAAAGGCUGCAACCAGUUUUUUCCAACAGCGCAUACUCUCCAGAUGCAUUUCAAGGAAGUACACGCCAAAAAUUCGAUCGCGAAUAUGUCGGUGUCGGAGAAACACGUCUACAAGUACCGAUGCAACCAAUGCUCUCUAGCUUUCAAGACUUUGGAGAAACUGCAACUUCACUCGCAGUAUCAUAUGAUCAGAGAUGCCACCAAGUGUGUUUUGUGCGGACGCAGCUUUAGGUCGCUAGUGGCCUUGCACAAACAUGUUGAAAGCGUUCACUCUGAGUUGACUGAUGAGGAACUGAAUGCCUACAAGACGAGUCUAAUGAAUAAUCCAUUGCUGUUGGCAGGAUUGCAAGGGCAGGUGUUGGACAGCUCAACCAAUGAAAUACUGAAAAAAGAGUCCAUGCGUAGCGAAGAAGAAUCCGGAGAAUGUGACGACAGCAAAGAACUGAGUACAAGUCAGUCAUUAGACGAUAGCAAUCAGAACGAAGGCGAAAAUUCAGAUGACAGCAUAAUAUACAAAGAUCAGCAGUUCCUGGAAGAUUACCUGAACUCGCAGGCAAUCGCCGAGGAUAGUUACAAUGACCCAAAUAGAAAAUAUAAAUGCCAUCGGUGUAAAGUAGCGUUCACAAGACAAAGCUAUUUAACCGCUCACAAUAAAACCCUUUUGCACCGAAAAGGUGAGAAACUUAGCUACCCUAUGGAGAAAUACCUGGACCCGAACCGCCCUUACAAAUGCGACGUCUGCAAGGAGAGUUUCACACAAAAAAAUAUCCUCCUUGUUCAUUAUAACUCGGUGAGUCAUUUGCAUAAACUGAAGCGCGCCAUGCAAGAGCAGCAAAAUAAUAAUAACAAUCCGCCUAUAUCGCCGAUAACCAGCGGGGCGCAACCACAGAAUCUGACGUUAACCCCAAAAAGUACAUCAUCGGAAGAGGAUGAUAAGAAGAAAUACCGGUGUAAUAUCUGUAAAGUGGCCUACACGCAAGGUAGCACGCUGGACAUCCAUAUGCGUAGUGUCCUGCACCAAACGAGGGCGAGCAAGUUGCAAGAUUUGGCGAUGGCCGGACAGAUAGACCUGACAAAACCAUUAAUCGAGCAGCCCGAUGCCAUGCAGUCUCCGAAACAGCCAAGCCCGUCGCCAGGUAGUGGGGACAAACAACCCUCUCCUACCACCCCACCAUCACCUGGCCUCUCAGGUAGCCAGCAACAGACGCAAGGGAUGAUGAGCCCGAGUUGUCCGAAGUGCGGCGUGCAGUUCACCUCGCAAGAACAGCUGAGCGCUCAUCAGCAGUUGUAUUGCCUGUUCGCCUCGCCUAUGGCGAUCUUACAAGGUACGCCGGAACCGGGUCAGGCGAGAUCUCCACCACCUGGCAUCACGGAUCAGGACGCUGCUGCAGCCGCAAUUCGGAUGAACUUGCCCAGGAAGACGGGCUCGCACAUGUACAAACACCUACUGGAGAGCUUCGGGUUCGAUCUCGUGAUGCAAUACAAUGAAACGCACCAGCGAAGACAAAGGCAGCAGCGCGAAGCAGAAGAAAAGGCUGCCAGCGAAGCGAGUACUCCUCCACCUCCCAAGGAAGAGGAGCCGGCCAGUGUUUUUGAAGCAGCAGCGGUUGCUGCGACAGUGUGCGAAGUGACUGAAACUACCAAGCAGACCACCGAAGAAGAUGUCACGGAUAACGACCUACCCGAAGUAAGUAAAUCUACGUGCCAACAUUGCAAUAAAGAGUUCUCUAGUGUGUGGGUGUUAAAAUCUCACUGUGAAGAAGUUCAUAAAGAUUUAGUGCCACAUGAAUUCUUAGAAAAGUAUGCUCAACAGUUCAAAAACGAGUACGAAAAGAAAACCGUGGUGGUGACAGCGGCGACGUCAUCAACCGUGAACACGGCUCCAAGGUCCACGACGCCCGGGGGGCCGACGCCCACGACAACAGCCGUGCCGUCGUCUACGAGUCCCGUCGAGAAUACUCCGACCCCAGAAAAGGAGGAUGAGUCCAAGGAGCAAUUGCACCAGAAGCUCAACAUCCCUCCUGAAGCCCCAUCCACGCCGACGUCUUCCACCACUCCGGCAAGUAGUACGGACUCCUUGCCAGCCAAUAUCCAGGCCAUGAUCGCGCAAAGCAUGGCCCAGAACCCGAUGGCCUUGGCCCAGCAGAUGUCCGAGAUGCAGGCCGCGUUGAACGUGAUGCAAUUGCAACAGUUGAACUUCAGUCCCAUGAUGCAAAUGAUGGGGAUGGGGCUUCCUCUGGGCUUGAAUGCGCUGGCCGCGAUGAAUCUACAGCCCCCAUUGGUGCCGCUUAUGAUGCCUCCGCCGCCCUAUGAUCCAAUCUCCCAGUUUGGGCCCCAGGACCAGCAGUUGUUGGCCAAGCAGCAACAGGCGAUGAUGCAGCAGCAAGCGGCCGUCAACGCUGCAGCCAAUCAGAAACGAGCACGAACCCGCAUCACCGACGAUCAACUGAAAAUCCUAAGAGCCCACUUUGACAUCAACAACUCACCGUCUGAAGAGCAAAUCCAUGAGAUGGCGUCUCAGAGUGGCCUGCCUCCCAAGGUCAUUAAGCACUGGUUCCGUAACACGCUUUUUAAGGAACGUCAGCGCAACAAGGACAGUCCUUACAACUUCAAUAAUCCCCCUUCUACCACUUUGAACUUGGAGGAGUACGAGAAGACUGGCGAGGCAAAGGUCAUGCCUUUGAACAGCUCCGGCGGUAGUAGCGAGGAAAGUAAACCUAUCAAGGACUCUCCUCAUCAGUCUCAGAACGAAAUUAAGACCGAGAUGAAAGAGGAACCUGUUGAUGAGCACCCUCCACCAAAAUAUGAAGACAAACCACAAGAAAGUAACGAAGAAAAACCUAAUGUGUUUAACCUGCCUUUAAAUCUGCAGCCGCCACAUAGUCCUGUGACGUCGAUUGCCAGCUCUGACAACCAAAGUGUCUCGCAACCAAGUACGCCUAAUAACCUCACUCUCACGUCAAUCAUAGCAUCCCAACUUGGUGACACGAUCACAACAAGCACACCAACCAUGAACAUGACUAGCAUGAGUACUCAUCAUGGACUAAGUAGCCCAAUGUUACCACCACCAAAGUUGAAUCAACAAAACUUCCCUAACCCAAAUAACCUGCAAGGAAUGCUGCCUCUUACGCCCAAUAGGUGCUUGAGCCCAAGCAGGGAGUACAGCAAUCCUGGAAGUAACUCCGGAUCUACAGGGAAACGAGCUAAUAGGACAAGAUUCACUGACUACCAAAUCAAGGUUCUCCAAGAAUUCUUCGAGAAUAAUGCCUACCCAAAAGACGAUGAUCUCGAAUACCUCUCCAAGCUGCUGAGUCUCAGCCCAAGGGUGAUAGUUGUAUGGUUCCAAAAUGCUAGACAAAAAGCUCGGAAAGUGUAUGAAAACCAACCCGCAGCCGACCCCGUACCAGGUAUCCCAGACGAAAGUGGAGCUAACAGAUUCCAGCGAACUCCAGGCUUGAACUACCAGUGCAAAAAAUGCCUGUUGGUGUUCCAAAGAUACUAUGAACUGAUCAGGCAUCAAAAGACUCAUUGCUUCAAAGAAGAAGACGCUAAACGGUCUGCUCAAGCUCAGGCUGCAGCUGCGCAAAUAGCUGCGGUUCUCAGCUCUGAAGAUUCGAACUCAAGUACUACCGUAGAGCAAUCUCAACAGCAUCAGACAACACCUCAGCAGCAUCAACUCCCUGCUCAAUCAGGAAUGCAACAACAGCAGCAGCAACCUGUACAGCAGAAUCCGCAACAUAGUCCUUCCUCUCAGCCAAAUCCUCCAACUACUCCGACUCCAACUCAGAGCCAAAGCAGUUUUGCUCCCACAUCUCCGUCUCCGUCAGAAACGAAGGAAGGAACUUUCCAAUGCGACAAGUGUAACCUAGUUUUCCCACGGUUCGAACUCUGGAGGGAACAUCAGCUAGUUCAUUUAAUGAAUCCUAAUCUAUUUCCACCUUCAUACCCACCAGAUUCCCCAUUCGGCAUUCUGCAGCAACAUGCUCAGCUUCAACAACUUAAUUCAAACCUAGGAGAGUUGACUAAGCCACAGAAUAGUACUCCUCAACCAAAUAUACCACAUCCUCUUAUCAACAUGUUAAAUAAUGUUACUGGACAAAAGAGGAAGGUGGAAGAGUUUGAAGGCGAAAGUGAUACAUCUGAUCAGCCAAAGGACAAAAGAUUGAGGACUACUAUCUUACCUGAACAACUUGACUAUUUAUAUCAAAAGUACCAAAUUGAAAGCAAUCCUUCGAGGAAAAUGUUAGAGAACAUAGCCAGAGAGGUUGGACUGAAGAAACGCGUGGUUCAAGUAUGGUUUCAAAACACCAGGGCUAGAGAGAGGAAAGGACAAUUCAGAGCGCAUGCUCAAGUGAUCAACAAACGAUGCCCCUUCUGUCCGGCAUUAUUCAAAGUAAAAUCUGCACUAGAAUCUCAUUUAUCUACCAAGCACGCUGAUCAGUGUGCUAGAGGUGAAAUAAACAUCGACGCUUUACCAGACGAAGAAGCUAGUUUAGAAUCUGCGCCUAGUUUGAGCUCUGGAGGUGACAACAAAUUCCAACAACAGCAGAACCCAAACAUGAUGCCACCACUUUUCCCUUCUCUUCAUCCAGAAAUGGAGAGCAACAUCAAAAAGUACUAUGAGGAGAGCAUGAAGAGAUAUAUCAGCGAGCUGCAAGCUCAAGCUUCGUCUUCUAACGGAGACAAGAGCGAAAUCAAGUCUGAAAAGGGGGAAAGUGGUGAGAUACCUCUUGAUCUCUCCAAGCCUGUAGAUCUGUCGAGACCUGUAAAGGUGUCCAUGGACCACGAGCGCAGUAUGUGUGAUCCAGGACCUCUAACCGAUCUAAGCGAAAGAUCCCUAUGCGAUGAAAGAAGCGAUUCCAUGUCCGAAACCACUGAGUUUUUUGAUGAUGAAAGCAACCCUACAUCACCUGCCAGUAGCACACAAAGUAAUUCUCAACGACAAGCGAAUAACAGUGGCAACUCGUCAGGUGGUGCCAAGAGGUUUCGGACUCAAAUGUCUGCAGUUCAAGUCAAAGUGAUGAAGACGUUGUUUCAUGACUACAAGACACCCACGAUGGCUGAAUGCGAGAGUUUGGGAAGGGAAAUAGGGUUGCCAAAACGAGUAAUACAAGUAUGGUUUCAAAACGCGAGAGCCAAAGAAAAGAAGAGCAAAAUGGCGUUGCAGAAAGCUUUGGGCCAACCUGAAUCAGACAAUCCUCCAAUGCCGGAAGACUGCAAAUACUGUAACUUCAAGUACUCACACAAGUACUCGAUCCAAGACCACAUAUUCACCAAGGGUCACAUUGGUAAUGUCAGAGCUCACCUGGAGAGCCAGCAAAACAAGGAGCAGCUGGGUGCCGAAGGAGAGUUCACGGUUCCUCCGCUUCCUGGAGCAUCUGGUACAGUCAACGCGGACUCCACGACAAGUCCACAGCAAAGCAUGAAUAACAACACUCACCUGCAGCUUCUGCAGAUGGCUGGAGUGCAGUCCAUUAAGCGGGAGCAAGACGAGAGUUCGGAAAACCUGUUCCAGCAACUGUAUGCCCUGGGGAACAACGCCAACUUCGGGGUGCAGAACCAGUACGUCCAUCAUGCGAUGUUUGGAGCUAAUGGUGAGUAA
Molecule: messenger RNA, 8670 nt
Organism: Acanthoscelides obtectus
Lineage: Eukaryota; Metazoa; Arthropoda; Insecta; Coleoptera; Chrysomelidae
Source: the annotation of a GenBank genome assembly